AUGCCAGCGACCAGGGUAAGCAUUGUUGCGGCUAUAUUGGCCCUCCUGCCUCUCAACCAGGCACAACAGCCUGCCACAACAGCCCCUGGGAACCCUGCGCUCACCACCUGGAAAUGCUCUAGCACCGGAGGAUGUGUGAUACAGGAUACCUCGGUCGUUCUGGACUGGGGGUAUCACUGGAUCCAUGCUGCCGGUGGCUAUGAAUCUUGCACAACCUCCUCCGGCGUCAAUAAAACCCUCUGUCCCGACGAGGCGACUUGUGCCAAGAAUUGUGUUAUCGAAGCCGCCAACUAUACCUCUGCUGGUGUAUCAGUAUCCGGGGACUCUCUGACAAUGCACCAGUAUGUCGAAAGCAACGGUGUAUACAGCAAUGCCUCUCCACGGCUCUACCUCCUUGGAGAGGAUGGAAACUACGUGAUGCUGCAGCUCCUUGGCGGUGAGCUCAGCUUCGACGUUGAUAUGUCCUCUCUUCCUUGCGGUGAAAAUGGGGCCCUUUAUCUGUCUGAGAUGAGUGCCACCGGUGGAAGAAAUGAAUACAAUACAGGCGGUGCUGAGUACGGCUCGGGAUACUGCGAUGCACAGUGUCCGGUCCAAACCUGGAAGAAUGGCACGCUCAACUCCGGUGGCCAGGGCUAUUGCUGCAAUGAAAUGGAUAUUCUCGAAGCCAACUCAAUGGCUAACGCAUACACUCCACAUCCAUGCAGCUCUACCGACUGCGAUAAGGGCGGGUGUGGCUUCAACCCCUACGCACAGGGUAUCACUAACUACUGGGGACCCGGUGAUACCGUCGACACCUCCAAACCCUUCACGAUCACCACCCAAUUCCUCACAGAUGAUGGCACCAAGACUGGCACGCUGACUGAGAUCCGGAGACAAUACAUCCAGAACGGGAAGAUCAUCGCGAACGCGAAGUCGUCAGCGGGCCUUGAUUCCAUCACUCAAUCGUGGUGCGAGUCUUCCGAUGGUUCUGCGGCGACAUUCGGCGGCUUGACCACUAUGGGCCAGGCACUUGGUCGUGGAAUGGUUUUGAUUUUUAGUAUCUGGAAUGACGGAAGCCAGUACAUGAAUUGGCUUGACAGCGGAAGUAACGGACCGUGCAGCAGUGCCGCAGGCAACCCAGCGACCAUCCUUGCCCAAAAUGCUACUACUCACGUUGUCUUUUCCAACAUUCGCUAUGGAGAUAUUGAUUCGACCUACACCAACCCCGAGGGCUCCGGCUCCGGUACUACUACCUCAAGCUCAACGUCCCUCACGACCAGCACGGCUACCAAGACCACCACAACCAAGGCAACGACCAAGGCGACUACGACGACGACUACCACCACCGCUAUAGGGGCAAUCCAAACUCACUGGGGUCAGUGUGGAGGUCAAGGAUGGACUGGCCCGACGGCUUGUGUAUCAGGAACUACCUGCAAGGUUCAGAAUCCUUAUUACUCACAAUGCUUGUAG
Messenger RNA from Penicillium brasilianum, 1449 nucleotides. The record is from the annotation of a GenBank genome assembly. NCBI's taxonomy places the organism in Eukaryota, Fungi, Ascomycota, Eurotiomycetes, Eurotiales, Aspergillaceae.